Messenger RNA from Rodentolepis nana, 2565 nucleotides. The record is from the annotation of a GenBank genome assembly. Lineage: Eukaryota; Metazoa; Platyhelminthes; Cestoda; Cyclophyllidea; Hymenolepididae.
AUGCUCAAAAACAUUUCAAAGAAUCUUUCUGCAAAGUUCACCCGACCCCAGGAAUCGAUCAAAUCUCCUGCUGCAGAUUCUGUGCCCCUCGCAACGUGGCCUAAUGAUGUUACCAUUUUUGGUGAGCCUCUCUUCAAUCGGCCUCUCACUUCUGCCGAUUUCGAUGCUUUGCAAGAAUCUGCCGGUUUGGGACCCAUUAGCUGGUGGCUUGAUUCUGAAUUAGCCCGUGCGGAUUCAAUUGAUGCACUUACCUAUGAAGAUGAAAUUGCAAUCACGGCAAUGCUUCGCGCACCUUUUGAACAAGCUGGUCCAGUUCGGUCAGCUGCGGGGGGUCUACUGGAUCGAUUAAAUGAACUCGAGAGAAUUCAAGCCCUUGCAAUGGAGGAAGAAAAGCGAAGAGCUCAAGGCAAGGAGAAGAAGGUCCGGCAUCACUCCACACUUAGAUUAGCUCCGGAAGGUGAUCCAGAAGAUGAGGAAGUGGAAAAUGGCUUAGAUAGGAUGGGAAAAAUGGGACCACCAAGUGGAAUUAAUUUGCACCGUCGAGACACCUAUGCUGUGAAUAGACGAGAACCCUUAACGGUUAAACAAUCGCAGGAAGCAAUUAAUCCAAGAUUUUGCAAAAGUCCUGAACGUAGGGAUUACAGGCCAUCUGAGGGUUGUGAACUUCAAAAAACUUACUCGAAAGGUUCAUUAAAUCACCUCCAGUUUCCUGGUGAAUUGCAAAGAUCCCUCAACGGCCUUGCAACAUCUGACCUGAGUGGAAACUCUACUCAGCUUCUUGGGCGAACCUUCGAUGCUGAUCAACUGAGUGAUGUCUUCCCUAGCCCCCGAGUGUCAACGGAGAAGUUUGACCCUUCUGGACAAGCACCGCCACCUAAACCCUCCGCAGAUCUUCCCCAGGGAGCAAAUCGUCACAUGACCUUCGUGCGUCAGCCUACUCAGUCGAGGCACCUUCAACGUGAUGACACUUUAGUUCCGCGAAUAUCCGCCUCCCCUAUGCGUAAUGGAAGAUUCUCAGGAGAGACUCCCAAUGAAACAUCGCUUCGAGAUUCCCUCCCCACCCGAUUGGAUAACUCUCGAACCCCUGCGCACAAACUCUCUGCGCCUGAAAUGCUUUGUAGUUUCAAAACAAACGGUUCUGGUUCUAAUCUCAUCCCGACCAACAUGUCUGACGCUAUGGCUUUAAUGAAGGAACAGGAAAUGAGGUUGAGAGCAUCUAGUGGUCGAGCCGGGGAGGUAAAUAUCUCUCUUGCAAGUUCAAUGGAAGGGAAUGGCAGUGCACAUGGGAGCACAAAUCGUUUGAAUAAAUCCCUUCCGGUGGAUGGUGGUGUUAAUGGCAGUGGACUUUCUCAUAUAUUUGCCCAGAGAGAGGUUAAAGAUGUCCCUCAAAGGUAUGAUCCAGAUGGAAAACGAAAUACAACUGGUGAACUCUCGAGGCACAAGUCCUCAUCUCAAUCGAGCCUAAAGGACAUGGCAUCGUUGAAUGAAAUGAUUCGAGCUCAACAGGAGUCCCUGAGAGCAUCUGGAGAGCAGAUAAUGCAGAAGGUGCGUUCAAGAAGCUCGCUUAGUCAAUCUGUUGGUUCGUCAAUAAGUAGUCGGGAUGGGUCUCCACAUGUUCCUCCCGUGUCCCAAAAAGAACCAGCCGUACAUCAAUCCCUUGAACGACCUGGAGGGCUACAUGUCUCAGGUGCUACUUACGAUUUGAAUCCAGAGGGAAUUUCUUUGAACAGUAGUAUCCCGUCGGAAGAUUUAUCUCUCCCAAAAAGGACUUCUUCUCCAGUUACAAUGCGUCGACCACCAAGAGGUAGUGGAGCUAAUGUCCCCCCACCCCUUGCUUUACCUAUCGACAUUGAUGGAACCACGCCAUCCACUCCUCGUACGCCGAAAACAGCUCGACCUGGAAGCUAUGUGGAACAGUUACAGAGUGCGAAGAACGCCACCAGUGCUGUGGAGGCAUGGGUUGCCGAUACUAUGACCACUAUGAAUAACAAUGAGAUAGGGAUUGUUAACCUCUCCGCUUCCGGAGAGUCUUUCAGUGGAAUGCGAGGUAGUACGGAAACAUAUGCUUUGCAAGAAGAAGAGACAAAUAAAAAUAUUCGUCCUACAGACCUUAGAGCUCCUCCUCCAAAACUAGUUCAGCCCCCGCAGAGCCUGUUGACAGAAAGUAUAAUGACUACUUCUCAAAGGACAGUGACUGCAAAAACUCCUACUUCACCUUCUGGGAAAACAGGAAAUCGACGUGCAAUCGCUCCUUCAGCAAUUCGUGGGGGAAGACCUGGAACAGUACCGACGUCUAGUGCUCCCGGAAGGCCUACAGGAGUAUCUUCCAUCCGUCUUCCGGGUAUCCCACGAAUUAGACCUCCAGCUGCAACUUCUAGUACUGCAGCUGUGUCUAAAUUUCAAGGUCCUAGAGUUGCUCCUACUACAUCGAAUUUAAGGCCUCCCGUAUCAAGAUUAAGGCCACCUACUUCAAUUCCACAAAGUAGACUCCCAUUACCACGAGGACCUUCAAGGACUUCUACAUCGAGAUCAACCUCAAGAACCAAUUCAAGAGCCCCAGAGUAG